Messenger RNA from Ictidomys tridecemlineatus (thirteen-lined ground squirrel), 1725 nucleotides. RefSeq names its product sosondowah ankyrin repeat domain family member D (gene Sowahd). Lineage: Eukaryota; Metazoa; Chordata; Mammalia; Rodentia; Sciuridae. Gene Ontology annotation, molecular function: protein binding. The record is from RefSeq and is a predicted model, not a curated record.
ACGCGGGGGCCUUUCCGAGCUUACUCCCUCCCUCCUUCCCUCCUCCUCCCCUCCUUUGCUCCCUCCCUCUGAGCCCAAUUGCUCAAGCCGCUUCCUUCCCCACCGCCAGCGCCAGUUCCUCUCCCGGUGGGGCCCGGGAAGGGCAACGAACGCUAGACGCCGGAACGGCCGCGGCAGCAGCUGUAAGACCAUGGCCCAGCCCCGAGGGGUCGUGAGCCCGGCGCCCAAGGCCUCUCGCACGCGGACCGGGCAGAACCCGAGGGGCGCCCCGCAGCCCCGCCCCUCGAGAGUGGACCUCAGCAGCCUGGACAGGUACCGGGGCAACGCCGCCGUCGCCGCCGCCUCCCGGGAGUCCCCUUCCCACAGCUCGCUGAUGCUCUCCGGAGCGGGCUCCGGGCGCAGGCGGGGAGCUCUGCGGGAGCUGCUGGGGUUGCAGGGGGCGGCUCCCGCAGGGUGGCUGUCCGAAGAGCGCACCGAGGAGCCGAUCACCGGCGCGCCCGGAGGGCCAAGCGGGCCGAACGGCAGCGGACUGUGCCUGGAACCGCGGGAGCACGCGUGGAUUCUGGCGGCCGCCGAGGGCCGUUUUGAGGUGCUUCAGGAACUGCUGGAGGCUGAGCCUGGGCUCCUGUUGCGAGGCGACCCGAUCACGGGGUACACCGUGCUGCACUGGCUGGCCAAGCACGGGCGCCACGAGGAGCUCAUUCUGGUGCAUGAUUUCGCCCAGCGCCGGGGACUGCCACUCGACGUGAGCGUCCCGGGCAGCGGCGGCCUGACGCCCCUCCACCUGGCGGCUCUGCAGGGCCACGACAUGGUCAUCAAAGUGCUGGUGGGCGCCCUGGGCGCUGACCCCACUCGCCGAGACCACAGUGGCCACCGGGCUUGCCACUACCUGCCGUCCAACGCACCCCUGAGGCUGCGUGAGCUGUCGGGAGCGGAGGAUUGGGAGACCGCGCGCAGCAGCGAGCGCAGCAACGCCAACAACAACAGCAGCGGCAGCGGUGGCGCUGUGUGGACGCUGAGACGGACCCCCAGCGCAACGAGCGCGACAACCACCGAGACAAAAACGCGAGCCGCGGCUCCUCGGGCCAAAGAGAAGGACACUGCGGGCAGCCGGGUGGCACAAAUCCAGGGCCUUUUCCGUCACCUAUUCCCCUUCUUCCAAGAUCGUUGAGGACGAUGGAGACAAGAGUGCUUGGAGGCGCCGCGACGCUAUGGGGAGGCCUCUAUCCUUGGUUGUCCCAGGUCCCACUGAAGGAGAAGCGCCCCUGUACACAGCGUGGACCUGCAAGGGGCAGACCCCCUCUGGGCCCAACUCAGGUACCUGCCCCAGGUUUGCUGCAGCCACUGGCCAGAGGCACCCAGGGCCUAGGGCAACCCCUAACUGAGAGAGAGCCGAGGACCAAGUGGGCUACCGGACUGAUUUAGGAACAAGGAGCGUGGUCCCGUUUGGGAGAGGGAAAGUUAAGCUUUCCAGUAGCCACGCUGGGCAGGCGGAAGCGCUGUUUAUUAAGAAACAUUCACUAGAAAAAUGAGUUAAGAUUGCAAACCAUUGAUGCAGAGGAAAGCCUAACUGCCUGUUUAACUCUGCCAUUAAUGAAUCUCGUUGUGCGGGUAGAGGCGGUCUCUGGCUCUUGAGACUACCCAGGCCUUACUGGUACCUGUUUCAGUGUAUCACGGAUGACUUCUUAAGCAUAUUAAAGUGGAAUGUUUUUUCCUUUCACAUGA